ACGGUGAUGCAGAUGGUGCCCGUGAACAGCCUACUGGACUCUCCCGAGCUCCGGGUACAGGUGGACGAGAAGGGGGUCGAGUUCAUCGUGGCCCACACGGAGCAGCUGUCCGAACAAAGCGUUGACGGGCAGCUCACCUCCGUGACGGCCACGAUUCCACGGUCACGCAGGCGCGCCCAGCAGACGGGCUCAGAGAGCCCUUCCUCCCACAAGCGGCUCCUGAAGAGCCAGAAGUGUCCCUUCUGCUGCAAGGCCUUCAGCAAGAACUUCGACCUUCAGCAACACAUUCGCUCGCACACGGGCGAGAAACCAUUCCAGUGCGUCAUCUGUGGACGCGGCUUCGCACAGAAAUCAAAUGUCAAGAAGCACAUGCAAACGCACAAGGUAUGGCCCGAUGGCCUUGCACACACGCUGCCUGCACCCAUCUUGUCGGACGGUUCCCAAUCCUCGGUUGAUGAGCCUAACCCCAAAGAAGAUGGACCAGGAACAGAAAAGCCGCAGACUGGCGGUGGGGAUGUGCUGCUUCUGGACAAUAGCUACAGCUGCCCCUUCUGCACAUUUGUGGGCAAGUCCUACUUUGAGCUCAAGAGCCACCUCAAGCACCAUAAGCAGGAGAAGGUGUUCAAAUGCAUAGUGGGCAAGUGCGGGGAGAUGUUCACGGAUCUGGAGUCGUUCCUGGGACAUGCCAAGAGCCAUGAGAACAACAUGAUGUACCGCUGCCCGCACUGCCCCAAAACGCUGCCUUCCCUCUACGACCUCAACAUCCACCAGCUGACCCACACGCUCUGUGUGACAAGCGACAACAGCAGCAUCAGCGUCACCAUCGGCUCCAAUGGCUCCUCGGGCAGGAAGCCCCAUGCCAGGAUUCACCAGUGCAGCCACUGCCUGAACCGGUAUGCAACACCCGAAGCCCUUGCACAUCACCAGGCCACCUGCAGCCACAACUACCCGUGUCCCGUGUGCCAGAAGGUGUUCCCGUGCGAACGUUACCUGCGGCGCCACCUGCUGAUCCACCGGUCGUCGGCCCCGCACGUGUGCUCGGUGUGCCACAAGGGCUUCAAGACGGACCACUACCUCAAGGUGCAUGCGGUGGUGCACUCAAAAGAGAAGCCCUUCCUCUGCUCGCAGUGCGGGGCCACCUUCAACCGGCAGGACAAGCUCAAGCGCCACUACCUGGUGCACGAGACGGUGAAGCGCUACAAGUGCCCGUACGGGAGCCACCUGGGCUGCCAGAAGGAGUUCAGCCGGGCUGACAAGCUCAAGGCCCACCUGUUGACCCACAGCGGGGUGCGACCCUACGAGUGCCACACGUGCGGGCGCAGCUUUACGCAGAAGCAGCGCCUGCGCGAGCACGAGCGCUUACACACGGACGUGCGGUCGUUUUUCUGCUCCACCUGCCAGCAGGGCUUCGUGGGGCGCAAGGCGUUGGAGGAGCACGCGUGCCCCGGGAGAAAGCCAAAGCGGCAGUCGGCACUUCGGUCAAGGCGGCGGCGCUUCAACGGUGGUCGUCCGGCGAUCCUUCGUCAGCAGCGGCUCGCCAGGGCGCGGCUGGUGGCGCAGGACGAGUGUCCCCCCGAGGCCCAGCCCGACGUGCCCACGGCCCACAUUGAGAUCAUUUCUGCCACGGGGGACUUGGAUGCGGCACUGGCGCAGGCCUACCAGCCGAUCGACCAGACGGGUGUGGACGCGGAUCCCGGUGGUGCGCCCCUGUUCUUUAGGGCACUUGAAGGGCACUACGACGACACUGCAGAUAAGCAGUCGGAUUGGGCUAUCAAGGACGGGACGACAGAGCAUCCGGUGAUGGUGUAGACACUGCGGAUGAGAAAGUCCCACAUGCGUUCGCGGCUCGUUGGCGCCUCUCGAAACUUCUGGUUCGUGCGGGAUUGUGCUACGAGAGAACCUUUCUAGGACAAACUGAACCGCCCCAGGGGCUAGCGUAAAAAUCGUGCGAGUAGAUUUUUUUUUUUUUUUUUCAUGACCAGCUUUUAUAGUGGAGCUAUGGUGCCUGGCACGUGUCUCCAACUGGUGUAUUUAGUGUCCUGUGCACACUUGCAAGCGGGGCAUCUGGUCGCCUCCAUAGAUCUGCUCAGAGGAGCAAGCACGUGCCAUUGCGGGCCUGCUAAAGCUACCUUCACGAGCACGCACAUGGCACCGGUAGAAAAGCUAGGGUUGGCAUUGUGCGUUCGUCCAUGGAUCAAAAGUGGUCCCAAAGUGACCAAAGCAUUAAGUCGCUGGAGUCGGCGUGUCGUGCGGUUGGAUAUCGCAAUCCUGGCUGUUACCGAUACGAGUUCCGGCAAAUAAUACAGGCAGCCACGAGA
Molecule: messenger RNA, 2318 nt
Organism: Ixodes scapularis (black-legged tick)
Lineage: Eukaryota; Metazoa; Arthropoda; Arachnida; Ixodida; Ixodidae
Product: zinc finger protein 341
Exons: 6
Coding region: 7-1809 (600 amino acids)
Source: RefSeq, a predicted model, not a curated record